Molecule: messenger RNA, 4599 nt
Organism: Xenopus laevis (African clawed frog)
Lineage: Eukaryota; Metazoa; Chordata; Amphibia; Anura; Pipidae
Gene: gja5.S
Product: gap junction protein alpha 5 S homeolog
Exons: 3
Coding region: 605-1687 (360 amino acids)
Biological process (GO): transmembrane transport; atrial cardiac muscle cell to AV node cell communication by electrical coupling; cell-cell signaling
Cellular component (GO): gap junction; connexin complex; plasma membrane
Molecular function (GO): gap junction channel activity; gap junction channel activity involved in atrial cardiac muscle cell-AV node cell electrical coupling
Source: RefSeq, a predicted model, not a curated record
GGCCGACUAUUGUUUUCUUAAAACAAUUUGACUUCCUUUGCGAUAGGCUGAGAUCCCUUCCAUUAGCUUCCAUUAAGCGGAGAGUAGGGAGAAGCCAGGGGAAGUGCUGAACUGAGGCCAAGGCAGCGCUCUCUGCAUAAGAUCACAUUUAUAUCCUAAAGCAAGGCAGCCCCUUUCAGAGAGUAGGAGGCAGCUGCUGCUUCAUGUCACGGCUCUGCACCUUCAUCAGGCCAUUAGAACAGAGAGGGACCAGCGCUGCUCAUAUCUGACUACUGGACCUCCAUCCCUGACUCCCUUUGCAGUCACUUGGAAUUUGCCAGACCCUCUAACAAACUUCCGCAGCACAGCACAGAGCUUUCUCCUGCACCCUGGGGUCAAUGUCACCCAACACUUGCCCGCCUGAACUUUUGGGACACAGACAUCUGACACCAGAUCCUCUGAUGAUGCCUUUGGAUUAAGCUGCUGUAGAACUGUUGUACAGAAGCACCAACCAGAAGGCACAAAUGGACACUUGGCAGUAAAUCUGACUCUCUGAUUGGCUGUUGUCAACAUUUCUAAUGAGACCAAACGACUUGGGGAGACACUUUGGUGCCGAUAAACUGAGAUGGGCGACUGGAGUUUCCUUGGCCAAUUCCUUGAAGAGGUGCAAAAACAUUCCACUGUGGUGGGCAAGGUCUGGCUGACCAUUCUGUUCAUAUUCCGGAUGCUGGUGUUGGGCACUGCUGCAGAAUCCUCUUGGGGGGACGAACAGUCGGACUUUACUUGCGACACCAACACGCCUGGCUGUCAAAAUGUCUGCUACGACAAAGCUUUCCCCAUCUCCCAUAUCCGAUACUGGGUCCUUCAGAUUAUCUUCGUCUCCACCCCCUCCCUGCUCUACAUGGGACACGCCAUACACACUGUCCGGGUGCAGGAAAAGAAGAAUCACAGAGAAGAGGAGAAAGCAAAGCAGAAUAUGAACGGGGAGUCGUCCUACCAUCAGCAAGAAUAUGUGGUGGAAAAAGAGCCAAUUGUUUACACCGACGAGUUGAGCGGCAGGAUCCGACUUCAAGGAACUUUGCUGAACACGUACAUAUGCAGCAUCCUGAUCCGCACUGUGAUGGAAGUUGCUUUUAUUGUGGGGCAGUAUAUGCUUUAUGGAAUAUUUUUGGAAACCUUGUACACGUGUCGUAGGUUGCCCUGCCCACAGCCCGUAAACUGCUUUGUUUCUAGGCCGACAGAGAAGAACGUUUUCAUUGUAUUUAUGUUGGCUGUGGGAGUCCUCUCUCUACUUCUCAGCCUUGUAGAACUCUACUACCUGGCAUGGAAAAAGCACAACAUUUCUGGCUCCAGUACAGAAAACCCGACUGCUCCCAGAGUGGCUGCCAUAGAGCCGGGGCAGCGUUCUCAAAGCUGCACUCCACCUCCAGACUUUAACCAGUGCUUAAGCAGCAAUAAGGGCAAAUAUGAGAGCCCUUUCAGCAAUAGCCUGGCUUCCCAGCAGAACACAGCUAACUUUGCAACGGAGAAGGUCCAGGGUGAAGAAGACAUUCGAGAUGGGCAAUUUAUCCACAUCAGCUAUGCACAAAAUGCACCAGUAUCCAACCACUCGACGCCGCACCAUACACCAAAUGGCUACAGUCACCGAAGCCUGAGCAAGACCAGCCAUGCCAGCAGCAAAGCUCGUUCAGAUGACUUGUCUGUGUGAUCUCUGGAAUCAUAAAGUCAUCAUUGUCCCAGAUGCCUCUUAUUUAUGAACUUUUAAAGAUAAAUUUUGUGUGCCUUCAACUGGUCAGGAUACAAAGUCCUCUUUGAUGUUGGAAUGGCCAACACCAAACUUGCCAAAGAUAAUAAAUUUGUAGCAAAUGUAUAUUUCUGAGAUUCCCACCAGGUUUUAACAGUUUCAGAUGUUCGACUGUUAGUUCCAUUUGUGGGUGCUUUAGACUUGAAGUUGACUGUGAUGUCAAUCAUGAUUAUCUCCUGCAGUUUGGAAGACUCCUCUGUUGAGGUUUCUCUUUUUAGACUUCUUGGGUUUAAGCCUUUAUUAGGGGGUCCAACAUUUAGUCAAGCCCCCUUAUUAGCACAUUAAAUGUUAGAUACUUGAAAACAUUGUCAUAUUGGUAAAGCUGUGAUAGUUCCAGGAAUAUCUAGGACAGUAGUAAAUGAACUUCUCACUCUAAAUGACCUUCAGACAUCUAUCCACUGGUUCCUCCACGGGAGGCUGGGGACUUGAACUACAGUAUUGAACCUGUAAUAUAUAUUAUUCCCCAAUCUUUAAUCACACAUGGUAUGUCUUGUACAACAUAUUUUAUACAUUGUUAUCAAAACAUGAGCAACCUACAUGAGCUUGUGGGAUCAACAGGUAACUUUGCUGGCACUGUUGCUCUCCCUUCGCAUGUUCUUUGCACAGUAAAAGUCUUAAAAAGUAUGAAACUCAUGAAUCACACGGAGCUCAUAUGUAGAUACUGGGAUGUACUGUACAGCAUAGACAUGGUCAGCCACCAAUGGUAGUUGAACCACCACACAGGUGCCAAGGUCAUUUACAGGAGACAGGGAUACAAUAUAGACCAAUACACAGGAUCACAUGGUGGUCAACUGGUUCAAUCACAGACUUAAAUGGUUCUAGAUUUGCAUCUAGGUCUGUUUGAUAAGACUGGUGAGAUGAUGAUUGAUAACAGUAAUAGUUUUGGUCAUGUUCUUCUAACAAGGCACCUUUCUUAGGUUUCUAAGGUUUAUGAAUUCUUCAGAUAUUGUAUGUAGUCUCUGAUAAUGUAUCUUACUCCAAAUGUCAUUUCCAUAUUGUACUAACAAGUAGGUAUUUCCUUGUGAAUAUGUUGUGGAUUGAUGGUGGUAUGUGAGUUUUUGAACAGCCAAGGCAAAAUUUGGCCCAGAUUUGGAGCCUAUAGCAACUACUCAACAGUUAGCAUUGGUCUAAUGCAUUUAGGUUAUGGGUUAAAUGUCGCCAAAGUAGGGUUGCUACCUUUCGGAGCAGUAAAGUCCGGUCAGAGUGGGUGGGACGAUGAUGUCACGUGGAGUGAUGUUUCGGGGCGGAGCUGAUGAUGUCACUAGACUGGGUCAUGACUUUGCGACUGGUAAGUGGCCAAUUGCCACGUCAGUAUAGGAGAAUCCUGUUCAGUUUUCCUAAUUUGGAAAACCGGACAGGUGCUUUUGACCUUGGCAGUAGUGAUGUGUGGCCCAGACCAAAACCUGCAGGACCUGUGGGUUUACCCGCGUGUUCGGGCACAAAAUCUUCUUGACCUUAACCCUCCCACUCCCAACCCGCACCAGGCUCGCCGCACCCCCUGUAUUUAUAGACCUGUGCCCACCCCACAGUGACAUCAUAAAAGGGGUGGGUCAUGGGUGGGCGCGAGCCUAUAAAUUUAGUGCUAGGUUACGGAUGGGGAGAGCAGGAGAAGUGCUCAACCCAGACCCACCUGCGACCUAGCAAGGCCGGUUUCCAACGCCUGAAUUUAUAGACUUGCAUAAAUAAAUGGGGUACGGCGAACCAGGUGCGGGCUGGGAGGGGGCGGAUUAUGGUGGAGGGCGGGUUGAGAAUUUCUUAACCCACACACCACUACUGGGCAGCCCUUUUGAAACCAAGGCUGUCCCAGGCAGGUGACAACCCUAGGCCAAAGCCUGAAUGCGUUUAUGCACAACCCAUAUUUUCCAGUUACAUAAUCAUAGACCAUUGCACAUUACUACUGCAAAUGACUCAUCUACUUCUCAGACUCAAUUUGUUUUUCCAAAUGAUUGAGAACUAAGGAAAGGCGAGUUUAGCAUAUACAUGGAUAGCGUGUGAGUGGGAAUGUGAAGUUUUUAAUGAAUUGUUAGCUGGAGUAAAUGUUUGUACCUUUUAUAUUAAAAAAAGUUGGAUUUAUGUACUUUUUUUUCAUGUACAAUUUGUUGCUGUUCUUGUUUGCAGUUGGCAGUUGGUUCUGUCAACGUCUGAUUUGUGAAAGUUCUAGGGCCUUGUGGGGUCCUAUACCUCCUGGCCCCCUGCAGCCACAGGUUCUGCUUGAGGAGGGACUGAGGGCAAACCAGUGGGUAUACAAGCAUUGGGUGCAAGUACCUUCUAGGUGGCAAGUUGCACAAGUGCAGUUGUCAGUAUAAACCAGGGGUGUAACCACAGAGGAAGCAGACCCUGCGGCUGCAGGGGGCCCAGGAGGUAUAGGGGCCCCAUGAGGUCCUUAUUCAUAUACAAUUUCAAUAAAUAUUGGUAUAGCUGGUCAACCUGGGGACCUAAAAAAUUAUCUGCUCUGGGGCCCAGUAAUAUCUACUUAUGCCACUGGUAGCAACCAGUCAUUUGUUUAGAACUAAAGUUGGAAGAUAAAUGCCAAGGCCUGAUUGAUUCUGACCGGCACCUGCACUAAUGCCUCUACGUUCAUAAAAAUACCACCAAUGGGUAACAGGAGACCAUAAGUUCCUCAAGGAGAACUUACGCAUAGAAAACCGUGGAGCAGCAAUAGUAGUUCUACACGUCAUAGUGCCAUAAAAAUAAAUCCUAACUGACUAGGAGUCCUAGAUUUAUUAAAAAGGUAACUUAAUGGAAUAUAAAGACCAGUUGGGCUCCCAAUAUGCCUAAAUUUUUUUUGCUCUUAUUUGCAAUUAUUCUAAUUUUGU